ACAACCAUUGCGCCGAUCCUUGGGAACAGCUCGCUACAACACCACAAGUCGCAUUAGCCAUCGCUGGUGCCGUCUCAGCUAUACCACUGCCGCCAUGAUGGGAUCUCCGGAGAGAGGUCCAGGCACAGCUAGAACCGACGCCGCCGAUCACCUUUCCACGAACCCGCUCUCGCUCCACAAAGCUGUCCAUGGCCGCCGGACCGAGUACAUCCGUCGCAGUCGCAUACGCAUAAAGGUUGGAACCUGGAACGUUGCCGCGUGCCCCGGCACCGAUAAGGACCUGGCACGAUGGUUCGUCGACGGGGAGGGGCUGGACCCCGCGCUCGGCUCUUCCAAGCCGACGAGUCAUAAGGAGACACAAGGACGGGAAGAUCAAGACGGCUCGCCGGGCGUCGACGCUCCUGGGUUCCUCGCUGAAGACGACAAGAUUGGGCUGUAUGUCCUCGGACUCCAAGAGGUUAAUAUCCUCACGGCCCCUAGCCAGUACAUGACUUGGAUCUACGCCGCCGACGACUCGACCGCGGGCAAGUGGAAGGCGGCAUUGGAGGCGGGCUUGCCGGACGGCUAUCAGCUCGUUGCCUGCGAACAGCUUGCCGGCAUGCUGUUGCUGGUUUACGCUUCGCCCCAGAUCGCUCCACGCAUCAGCAACAUAAGCACGAGUGUCGUCGGUGCUGGCGCUCUCGGAUACCUGGGGAACAAGGGCGCCGUGUGCACUCGGAUUGUGCUGGGGGAAGUCACGCAGCUAUUGUUUGUCAAUUCUCACUUAGCGAGCGGCGUUGAGGAAUAUUAUCUUGAUCGUCGCAUAAGCCAGGCUCAACAAAUCAUGAAUCAAGCACGGUUCGCGCCUGUUUCCAUUGCAGGUGUUUCGGAGGAAGAGAAGACCAAGAUGGGAGACGAAGACUUUGCGUUUUGGUUCGGCGACCUCAAUUUCCGCCUCGAUCGGCUCCCUGGCGACGACAUCCGGCGCCUCUUGAUGCUCCACAUGCGAGGCGAGUAUGACUUGUCCAAGAGGAAACUGCGCCGAGAAAGUUCACUCGACGGCGAGCCUAUCGUUGUGCAUAAUCUCGCGGAUAGCGGCGACCAGGCCACGGACAGCGGCCCUGGUGAACGGUCUGGGCAACAACCCGAAGACAAUGCAGCCAACGCCCAGCCAGACGACGAGAACUUCUUAACCCUCCCAGAUGCAGACGAGUUCCCCCAGGACCCGCAUGAAGACCCCGCCUCGCUCCAGGCCACUCUCGACUCCCUGCUGCCUCAUGACCAGCUUCGACGGUUGAUUAAGGAGCGCAGAAUCUUCCACGACGGCUGGCGGGAAGGUCCCAUCACCUUCCUUCCCACGUACAAAUAUGAUGUCGGCACAGUUACCCUCUUCGACUCCAGUGAGAAGCGUCGGCCCCCUAGUUGGUGCGACCGGAUACUCUACCGCACACGCAAGGACUUUGAGGACUAUCGACGAAAAACCAGGGAGGAAGAGGAAGCUCGAAAGAAGGACGAAGAAAUGAAGGCUCGGGGACUGGAAGAAGCUAGCGACGACGACCAGGUCCUUUUUUCGUACGAUCCUGAUAAUGAUGGCGAUGAACAACCAAGCGCUGCCGAGUUUGAGUACGACGAAUACGACGAGGAGCCAGAUUGGGUUGACGGUCAGACUGCUGAGCACACAGGCCACGACAGGAUACAUCUGGACCUUUACACCUCCCAUCAACGGAUAACUUCGUCGGAUCACAAACCUGUCAGCAGCAUAUUCACGCUCGACUACGACGCUGUGGUGCCCGAACUCAAAGCCAACGUGCACGCGGAGGUUGCCCGAGAGCUAGACCGGGCUGAGAACGAAGGACGGCCAGGAAUCACCAUCGUGGCGGACCAUCAUGACGCCCGAGGUUCGACCAGACAUACCGGCUCCGAGUCGUCAGCAUCCAUUGCCUUUGGAGAAGUGCGAAUGCUGAAGAAAUACACGUCGUCCUUAACAUUAGCGAAUACCGGCGGAGUACGGGCAACCUUGUCCUUUGUCGAGAAGCCAACCGUCGAGGACUCAGGGGGGGACGGAACAUCCCAAUUGCAAUGGUUGAGAACAUCGUUUAUACAUCCCGAGGCAACCGCGGACGAUACUGGGCCAGUGGACAUGGGCAGUGAGGUGUCCCUCGAGCCCGGGGAGACAGUGGUUGCCAUACUCGAUGCUCUGGUUGACGACGUUGCGGAUGCCCGGCUGCUCAACCAUGGGGAAGCUGCUCUGGAAGAGGUCUUGGUUCUCCGUGUGGCGGACGGUCGAGACCACUUCAUUCCGGUCCGGGCAACGUGGGCGCCAACUUGCAUCGGUCGCUCGAUCGAAGAGCUCAUCCGUGUCCCCGACGGUGGAAUCCGGCCUUUUGCUCAAUCCCUCUCUGAAGGAAAGGGCAGCCUGGGCGCAGUCCCAUACGACCUGCCCGUCCAUCGCCCCGCACCAAAAGAACUCUUCCAACUCACAGAAGCCAUCGAAACCCUCACCCAGCGAGUCCUCGCCGACGUUCAGAUGCUAGAGGACUGCACCAUCCCAUCUGACCCCGGCUGGCCUUUUGACGAAGCCACCUACCAAGCUGCCGACCACGACACCCGCACCGGCCACAUCAUCUCCAUUCUCGACGCCCUUGACAUCGGCACUUCCAUCGCCUCUGCAUUUCUCCCGGAAACACCCGCCUUCGAACGCCUCGAAGCAACCGCCCAGGCCCUCCUGCUCUUCCUCCGCGGCCUAACCGACGGCGUAAUACCCGCCGAGCUGUGGCACCGCAUCGAGCAGGCCGCGCCAUCCAUCCCAUCCCUGGCCAACCCGAAUAACGCGUCAUCGAUGGACGAGUCGGCUCACGACGAAGACCGCACAACCAUUCUCGAUAUCCUGCAGUCGGCGCCGCAUCACAAUAUUUGCUUUGUCUUUCUGACGACUACUCUCGCGAGGGUCGUGGCAGAGCUGGAGAUGAUCAAGGCGGACUCGGCCUCUGCCGGGGCCCCCGCGCGUGGAUUAGGACUGGGCGGUGUUUUUGGUGGUGUUGGGAGGAAGUCGCUUAGCUUUGUCAGGCGCGGGACUGCUAGUGCUGGUGUUGGUGGCUGUGUGGGGGACGCGUGGGCCGCGUUGGAGAGGAGACGGGCGAGGGAGCGGAGGGUGGCGGAGGUCUUUGGGGAAAUUGUGUGUCGAAGUGGAAAAGGGGUUGAAGGGGCUGGCGCGAAGGGUCGGAGGGCGGCGGCGGGGAGGAAGAGGGCUGUUGUCGAGGUCUUUUUGAGGCGGAGGGGCGAGUAGGUUUACCUCAGGGGCGGUUCGUUUCG
Parathielavia appendiculata is the source of this 3291-nucleotide messenger RNA. Its product is annotated as DNase I-like protein. The transcript has a single exon. Gene Ontology annotation, molecular function: phosphatidylinositol-4,5-bisphosphate 5-phosphatase activity. Gene Ontology annotation, biological process: phosphatidylinositol dephosphorylation. Bases 95 to 3265 code for a protein of 1056 amino acids. The record is from RefSeq and is a predicted model, not a curated record. Lineage: Eukaryota; Fungi; Ascomycota; Sordariomycetes; Sordariales; Chaetomiaceae.